This is a messenger RNA of Striga hermonthica, 786 nucleotides long. NCBI's taxonomy places the organism in Eukaryota, Viridiplantae, Streptophyta, Magnoliopsida, Lamiales, Orobanchaceae. The record is from the annotation of a GenBank genome assembly.
AUGGCUUGUUCGGCUCAAACCUGCAGAAAGUCGAGGCAAGUCAUAAAACUCGAGACGGAAAAAGAUGUGUCGGUGGCCCUGGCACAGUACAUUGCCGAUCUCUCUGCAAAACACAUCAAAGCAAAGUGUUUGUUUACUGUCGUCCUCUCGGGCGGGACUCUAAUUCAUACUCUUAGGAAGCUGGUCGAGUCGUACAAGGCAAGCGUCGACUGGUCCAAAUGGCACGUGUUUUGGGUUGACGAGAGGAAAUGUCCCCUCGAUAGCGAGUGUAGCAACUACAAUCUGGCGAGGAAUGGCUUUCUUUCUAAGGUUCCAAUUCCAGAACAGAACAUUCACCCGAUGCACUUCCACAAAUACCCCCAACGCAUGGCGGAGAACUACGAGGACCGCCUCAAAGCUCUAGCCAGCCAGAACCGACUCCCCAUAUCGGCCUCCGGGCACCCGAUCUUCGACCUUAUGCUCCUAGGCAUCGGCCCCGAUGGCCACGUGGCAUCGCUCUUCCCGGGAAAGCCCGAGAGGCACGAGAUGAGAAAGUGGGUCAGGUGCAUCUACGACUCGCCCAAGCCGCCACCUGUCAGAACCACGCUCACUUUCCCGGUCAUCAAGUCCACCACCACCAUUGCCAUGGUGGUCACCGGAAAAGAUCUGGCGGAUGUGGUCAGCAAGACACUCGCCGAAGGCGGGUCAGGCGGCGGCCAGCCGGUACCCUGCGCGGAGCUUCACCAUGAGGCGGAGGGUGAGGUGACGUGGUUUCUCGACAAGGACUCGGCUUCCAAGCUGAACUAA